Molecule: messenger RNA, 2231 nt
Organism: Styela clava
Lineage: Eukaryota; Metazoa; Chordata; Ascidiacea; Stolidobranchia; Styelidae
Source: RefSeq, a predicted model, not a curated record
UCCAUUCCGUAGCUCUCUCUUAUGAUAACGGAAAAGCGCGGCGACAACGCUAGCGCUCUCCAUCUCCGUGGUAAGUCCACAGCAUACCUAAACUACUACCGGUACUAGAUAGUGUAGGACUAUUGACUAGGAUAGUGUAGGUGACGACGUAAAAGGUACCGGUACGGUGCUUGUCAUCUUGUUGUUAUUUGAAAUAUAUGGUUGAUGCCCUUUCACAGUCCAUGCAGUCACUAAUUUCAGAAGUUGUUCAAAAGAAAAGUCUCAAAGUUGAGUUUAACCUAUUUGUACUGGUAUUGGUACGGUACCGGUACCUGGUGUGCGCCCCUGGCUCCUCCAUUACGCCUGUACGUGUUGCAGAGUUUGACGACUUCAUGAUGGGGAAACUAACUAAGUUCAAAAUCCACUUAGUUGAUGAUAAGGAUAUAUACCAUUCGGGAGAAGAAGUCGUCGGUGAGGUGAAAAUCAAAUUAUCAGAGGCAAUGCAAAUGAAAGGGGUGAGGCUAACUUUCAGCGGAAAAGCCCACGUGGAUUGGGAAGAGGGAAGUGAUGAUAGUAAAAGCUCUUACUGGGCAACUCAAAACCUCUUUUAUAAAGAAAUAUAUGUUUAUGGACGAGGAAGCUCUGAUGCCAAUGAUACUGUUGAACUUUCACCUGGAUCACAUACAUUCAGCUUUAACUUCACACUUCCUCAUGCACUGCCAUCAUCUUAUGAAGAUUUUGGUUGUUUCAUAAGAUAUUUUAUCAAAGCAUCAAUAGUCAAGCCAUGGAAAUUUGAUCACAAUACAAAGAAAGUUUUCACUGUUCUGGAUACCUUGGACCUCAACACAAUUCCAACAGCCCUGGCUUCACCAGGGGAUUCUCAGAGUAAAAGCUUUUGUUGCAUGUGCUGUACAAGUGGACCAAUCGAACUUGAAUUCUAUUUGGAUCGAACGGGAUAUGUUCCAGGGGAAUUUAUAACUAUAAAUGCAAAUGUUACAAAUUCAAGUGAUCGGAAUCUUACCAAAACAACAGCGGAACUUUAUAAAGACAUAACCUAUCGUGCACAAGGACGUGAAAAGAAGGAAUUAAAGUUUGUUACGAAGAUCACCGGAGAUGGUUGUCCUCCCAAAGAAAGUCUUACAUGGACAAACAAAAAGAUGCAAAUUCCCUCUCUGCCUCCAACUGAGUUGAGACAUUGUGACAUCAUUGAUGUAGAAUAUUUGGUUCAGUUUACAGUUCACACUCCAGCAUUCAGUAUAAGUCUACGUGGGAAGGCUCCUAUUGUCAUAGGAACGGUCCCACUCAGACAUCUGCCAGAAUAUAGAAGAACAGAAUCAGAAACGAUUGCAGUAGAAUUUUCCAGAACACCUCCACCCUCGUUCUCAACAUUACCUGCAAAUGACUUGGAUGUAACUUAUAAUAAUUUUCCUCCCCCACCAUCAUAUGUGGCCGCUACACAAGGAAGUACAAAUGUUCGUGACAAUGAUGACAAUGAAUUUACAAUGGGUGAGAUGUCGUAUACUCCACACUACACAUAUUAUGACUGGGGACAAACUGAGUUAACUGUUGAUGACAGCAGGCUUUAAUAUAUAGAGAGAAAUUUUAAAUUUAAUUUAGUGAAUUUGUUUUCUCACAAAUUUAAUAAUUUGCUCGUUUGUAAAUCAUUGAAAUUGAUGCAAUAUAUGUUUAUCACUCAAUAAUUCAUCAUUUUAUAAUUUUGAAAUCUGGUGCUAUUUCUUUAUCAUUUGCAAUUUUUUUUCAUAUUUUUCGAACUUGUUAUUUUCUUAUAUCUUUAACAUGUAUUAAUAUUGUAUCUGAAAAUAUCGUGGUUUGUGUGACUAUUUUGUAGAGAGAACUAAAUUAUUUUAAUGGACCAAAAAUGUUUAGUCAUUUAUGUGAUUUCAAAAUAAUAAUCAAUUUUAAGAAAACGAUGGCUACCAUAUAUGCCAAUUGGGAUAAAAUAGGCUUCCACGCUUAAAAUAAAGUCUUCUUUUAAUAAUUUUACAGUACUUUCUAUUAUUUGGUGUACUUCAGUAAUACUUAUUAUUAUUAUAGGCUACUAGCAAAACAAAUGACACAAGAGCAAUUUUUUUUAAUCAACUAACAAAUAUAUGACCAUUUUUUUGAUAUUUUUUCUUAAUGAUUUUAUUAUAACUUAGCAAUAUUUAAUAUUCUAACCCAGAGUUUUCCAAAUGGACAGAACAAGGUGAAAAAGUGUUUACAAUAAACAUCCAUGAGUGAGCCAUGAAAAU